Lycium barbarum (goji berry) is the source of this 1253-nucleotide messenger RNA. Its product is annotated as WAT1-related protein At1g09380-like. Gene Ontology annotation, cellular component: plasma membrane. NCBI's taxonomy places the organism in Eukaryota, Viridiplantae, Streptophyta, Magnoliopsida, Solanales, Solanaceae. The record is from RefSeq and is a predicted model, not a curated record. The coding region runs from base 29 to 1108 and encodes 359 amino acids. Gene Ontology annotation, molecular function: transmembrane transporter activity. The transcript is spliced from 8 exons.
AUGUUUGAAAGGAUCAAUUGGUGUAGUGAUGGGAAUGGUAAUAGUUCAGGUGAUAGCUGGAACAAACCUUCUUACAAAGGUGAUACUAAAUCAAGGAACUUUUGUUUUCUCCUUCCUUGCUUACCGUCACAUCGUUGCUGCUCUUUGCAUGGCCCCUUUUGCUUUUCUAUGGGAGAGAGAGAGCCUAAGGAAACUGACUUGGCCUGUUUUCUUCUGGCUUUCACUAGGAGCUGUAGCCGAGAUCAUAUUGGCUAUGGGGCUUUCUUUUUAUGGUCUACGAGACACGACUGCCACGUAUGCAAUCAACUUCCUCAAUCUAAUUCCUAUUGUGACCUUUGUCUUGUCAACUAUUUUUCGUAUGGAGAAAUUGAGACUAAAUACAAAAACUGGUCAAGCGAAAGUUUUAGGCACAAUAUUGUGCUUGGCUGGAGCACUAAUUAUCUCUCUCUACAAAGGAAAGAUCUUUUAUAUCAGUCAUCAUAGCAAGAAAUUACAUGUUACCAAAGUUAUUGAGACAAAUAUGGUUCGUGGAACUAUAUUCUUAAUAUGUAGUUGCUUGUCAUAUAGUGGUUGGUACAUUAUACAGGUCAAACUGUCCAAAGUGUUUCCACACAAAUAUUCUUCUACAUUUUUUAUAUGCAUAAUUGCAACUAUCCAAAGUGUGGUAGUUGGAUUAUGCAUAGAUAGAAGAAAGAAGUCUUGGAAGCUAGAAUUUGACUUUCAACUACUUACUAUCUUUUACUCGGGAGCGCUGGCAACAGCAUCAACAUUCUGCCUCAUUUCAUGGACAGUUUCAAAGAGAGGACCAACUUACCCCUCUAUGUUCAAUCCAUUGUAUAUGAUUUUUGUAGCUAUUGUAGAAGCUGCAUUCCUUGGUCAAGAGACCAGUGUUGGAAGCUUGCUUGGCAUGUUUGUGAUCUUAGUGGGAUUGUAUUUGUUCCUACGAGCAAAGAACCAGGAGCUCAAACAAAUAGAACCUGAUCACGCAAGUGGAGCUGAUUUACCCACAGUACCUGGAAAUGCAGAAUUAAUGCAAUCUACUAAUAUAGUAAUUCCAAGUUUAGCAAGUGAAAGUGCUAGAUCGCAAUCAUCAAGAGCAGCAGGAUGAAGAUUAAGUACAAGAACAAUAACAAUUGUACAUGGUGGUUUGGCUAAUAUAUAUGUCGAGAUAUAAAUGCAAUUGAAGGUUGUAUAAAAGACAAACAUAUAUUCAUCUAAUUAGGAGUUUAGUUAUUAGAUAUAUGUUGAUCCCA